UGGGGCGAGUCUUUUCGCGCGUACUCUGAAUGGUAAGCCGCUGACAUCUACACGUGAAACGAAAUUAAAGUUUUGAAAAUGGCGAUGGAAACAAUCCCCAAAGAGCUACGCAAUCUUCGAGCUUGUUUGCUUUGCUCACUUAUAAAGACUUUAGAACAGUUUGAGUACGAUGGAUGCGAGAAUUGUGAGAAAUAUCUUCGCCUGAAAAACAACAAGGAGAAUAUCCUUUCUUGCACAAGUCCUAAUUUUGAUGGGGUAAUAUCUAUCAUCUCUACAGAGGACAGUUGGGUUGCACGGUGGCAGAGAAUAGAAAGCAAGGUUAAAGGAUGCUACGCUGUAUCAGUCACAGGGAAACUUCCUAGUCAUAUAGUGAGAGAACUUAAGUCCAGGGGAAUUACUUACACAUCACGGGAUCGAACUAACCACUAGCAAGAUAUGGUUGAUAAGAUGGAUGAACAGCAAAUACUGUACAAAGACGCAAAACACUGAGCAAGGACUGAAAUUAGACCAUUCAGCUUGCUUUGCAAAAACACAAAUUUCAGGCAAGGACAGAAACAAGACCAACGUUUCGGUUACAUACUGUAUAUUGCAACUGUGAUGUGUUGUAAGGUUUUUACAUGGACAGCAUGAGUCAAGGAACUGUUUUGAGCCAAAAGUAUGCAUGUCAUGGUUACGGUAUUAGAUGCAAUGUUUAGCUAUAGCUACAGUAACUACUUUCUCACACACUUUUUGAUCAGUUAUGUUAUAAAAUGUUUUUAUUUAUCAAAUUAUAAGAUUGAAAAACAUAAGUAGUUUGAAUUUUGAGGAAUCCAUUCUAGUAAGCAACAUAUUAGCUAUACAAUAAAUAAAUAUGUCAGACAUGUAAGGCUGUAUAGAGAAUUUGGAAACAUACCUUUGAAAAACAAAACAGUACAUUUUAUUUUGUAUACAUGCAGUAACUCUUUUUUAAUAAGGCUUAGUUUUUGAAACAAAAUGCUCUGGAUCAAUGUUCUCUAAAACUAGCCAAGCAUUCCUGCAUAGCCUUUUCAGAGGCACUCUGGCUUGCUGUGGUAACCCUGUGUUCAUUGGGACUUGUUGGUCUGAUGCUUACACAGAUAAAUACACCAUUCUGCCUUUCCACAAAACCAACACAUCUGCAGUAAAAGGAAACACACCUUGAUCAUUGAGCAAGGAACGCAUGUGAUGUUUCAGUUUACAACUUGGAUGACUUUUUCUGCAAAUGAGCUAAUAAGCAACAAACUGAAUCCUUUGAAUCACUAAGAUUCAUUUCAAACUACAAUAAAGACAGCUCCAUUUUACUGUUAGUAUAAAUGAAGCAUGGGGAAAUACAUUUUCUCCAUGCUUCAGAUUUAGUGCUUCCAAUAUCCAGAAAGCAAACAAACAUGUCGGAUUCAGGUUUUUUUUAUUUUAAUGAGCAGAUAUUCAGAUUCUUCAUCAGUCAUGUAGAAAAUUGCUGACCAUGACCUUUUGUUAUUUAUGACCUUUUCUUGUGUGAACCUUGGUACAAAGUGUGUGUAUUUUUUACAACAAGCCCUCAUUUUACCUGUGUGGUUGUCCUCGGAUCAAUCUUGGCAGCAUGCGGUCCUAGAUUUGAAAGCAAAUUAUUUUAAUAAAAUAAAAAUUUCAAAACAAGGUGCCUGCCUAAAAAAGCUCACCAUUUCCCAAAAUGUGCACCUGGAAGAAAAACAAAAGAGAGUUAUUAUUUGUGUUAUUCAAAUAUCCUCAUUAAAAAGGUGGAAAUAAGUGGUAAA
Nematostella vectensis (starlet sea anemone) is the source of this 1751-nucleotide messenger RNA. Its product is annotated as transcription elongation factor SPT4-A. The transcript has 4 exons. Gene Ontology annotation, molecular function: RNA polymerase II complex binding; zinc ion binding. Bases 79 to 429 code for a protein of 116 amino acids. Lineage: Eukaryota; Metazoa; Cnidaria; Anthozoa; Actiniaria; Edwardsiidae. Gene Ontology annotation, biological process: mRNA processing; chromatin organization; regulation of transcription elongation by RNA polymerase II. Gene Ontology annotation, cellular component: nucleus; DSIF complex. The record is from RefSeq and is a predicted model, not a curated record.